AUUGAAUCAUCUGAGAUGGUGCUUCAGAGCUUCUUUAGAUUGAGAAGUGGAAACGCAGAGCUCUCCUCGCUGUGUGUUGCUAUCCAGCUCACACCCUGUCGAUUCAUCCAUUCAUAUGCAACCAAGCGUGCCAUGACGAUUUACGCAGCUGACACGUGGCAGCCAUUAAUCAGCACCUCCAUGUCUGUCUCUGCCAGUCUGUGUGUUGGCGUGGACGUGGCUUCUGUCCCGGCUCUCGGCUCUACCUACACACCUGCCUGCAACCAGCACAUUAGCUCUUCAAUAUAUCAACCCUGGCUCUUCACCCACUUCUCGCAAGAUUGUUGUUUCUCCUAUGGAUCACCAUUCUCUGUCUGCCUGCCUGUUCUGCUGGUGUGGGAGAAAAAUGAUGCCCUCUGGUUUGUAAAGGGGGAUUUAAAGCAGCCUGAGCUAAAUCACCCAGGUGACGGGACCGAUGAGAUGAUACUAAAACCCAACCGGAGUCCUCUUCUGCUCGCCGUCACCUGCAUGUACUUCUCAGGAGGUUUGCUUUGGUCCUAUCAAGAAGAGGAUGCCAGUGACGGUGAAGAGUGCUCUGAGAAUAACAUUUCUACAUCAAAGUAUCCGUGCCUGAAGUCGACCGGAGAAGUUACAACAUGUUACAGAAAGAAAUGUUGCAAGGGCUUCAAGUUUGUGUUGGGCCAGUGUAUUCCUGAAGACUAUGAUGUGUGUGCUGGCGCCCCCUGUGAGCAACAGUGUACUGACCAUUUCGGUCGAGUUGUGUGCACCUGUUACCCCGGCUACCGCUAUGACCGUGAGCGCCACAGAAACCGAGAGAAGCCCUACUGUCUGGACAUCAACGAAUGUGCAGACAAAAACAUGACUACAUGCUCUCAGAUCUGCAUCAAUUCUGUGGGGAGCUACAGGUGUGAGUGUGAGAAAGGCUAUUUCCUGGAAGAAGAUGGGAAAACAUGCACCAAGGGGGAGAGAGCAGUGCAUCUCUUUGAAAAGUCUGACAACGUGAUGAAUGCUGGAACCUGCUCAGCCACAUGUGACGAUUUCCACCAGAUCAGGAUGUCGGUCCUGCAGCUUAAACAGAAGAUGGCAUUGCUGUCAAACAGUGCUGACGUCCCUGAGCAGAUGACCAGCGAGAAAAUCCUGACUUCGCCCAUAUUUUUACCAGGGCCUCCAGGUCUCCGUGGUCCCCCAGGAGAUCCAGGACCAGAGGGCCCUCCAGGUCUUCCGGGACUCUUAGGCCACCCUGGGCCUCCUGGUCCAAGGGGCUUGAUGGGACCCAUCGGACCCUCACCAGACCUGUCCCAUAUCAAACGGGGCCCCAGAGGACCUGUGGGGGCUCCAGGAGCACCAGGAAAAGAUGGCUUAAAGGGGGACCGAGGAGCUCCUGGGCCUGUCGGACCACCAGGCCCUCCAGGCUCCUUUGAUUUCUUGCUUCUGCUGAUGGCGGACAUCCGUAACGACAUCGCUGACCUGCAGAGCAAGGUGUACGGUCGCCCGCUGCUGUCUCCAGGGGAGGAUUUUCCUGCCGUCCCUGACAGCUGGAGGGACCAUCAGGACAAUGUGGAUAUAGGCUCAGGUGAGGAGUACAAAGAAGCUCCACCUCGAACAGGUGGAGGGUCCAAGAAGAACAGGAAGAAGAAACCAGUGCGAGAGAGAACGGACUUUGACUUGAAUAAUUAAAGAGGGUGGGUUUAGAUAAUGUAAGGUGUAAAUAUUGAGGUGGUUUGCUUUUUUAUUUAAACAGAAUGUACUGUAUGCCUUUAAAUCACAGAUGUUUAUUUUUGUAUGAUAAAUGAGAGUUUGUGUGAAUAUUUUUUAACUAAUGAGGACUGUGCAGAUGCAUGUUUUUUUUAUACUUUUUUUACACAUUAAACAAGCCUCUUGUGCACGCAGUUUUUACCUCUUUAUCAAUUUAAUUGGCCACUUAUGUACACAGACAAAGGUUUUUUGUCUGUUUUUUUGCUGUUUUAUAAUGUGUUUAUUCCAAAAUACACAUAUGCAGCAAAAAUCAAGAAUGGAAAAGAUAAGAGAAAAAAGACAGAGCAAUUAUGCAUACAAGCAGGUUCUAAAAGAAACAUAUAUGUAAAUUAAUACAUUAAACUGAGGUGUUGGAUGGCUCUGUGGAUCAUAGAUGACUGAUAGUUUUCCACCAGAGGGAGACAUUCUCUAAAAAAUACUAAAUUCUCAGCGACUUCACAUCAAGUUCUGCAAUAUUGAAAUAAAUAAAUGGAUGACGAAUGAAUCUUACAUUACAAUGUGAUAACUCAAUCUGAUGGUAAAAAAGGCAGAAUUUCCAGCGAUGCUUCUAUUGACUUUUCAGAUUUUAAGUCGCAUUUAAACUUUUUCAAGGCUAAAGACAAUCAGGAUAUUUACUUAGAUGAGCAAACUUUUACAUAGUCCCUUUAAAGAAAAAGAUAUGAAAAUAAUAUUUAUCUUGGCUUAUCAUACAGCUCAUCCUGUGGCUGAAAUACAUGCAUCUUUGGUGUUUUUGGUAAAAAGGUCAACUUGAAGUCCUUCUAUUAGGCUUUUUACGCAGUAUACAAACAUUCAAUAGAUGGAUUUCAAUACUGUAUAAUGGUAGUGAUAAGCAACCAUAAGUGUUUAUUGCACAGCAUUUGCCAGCAAUUUUAUACUGAUGUGAUGGUAAAUUUUAUCUUACUACAGUUCUGUUUUACUAUAUUGUCAUUAUCUGUCUCUACACCAGCCUCCCUUUAAAAAUGCCCACAGGUGGAAUUAAGAUUGCAAACUAGGAGGGCAUACAGUCGCAGUAGCGUUAACAGGUAAAUUACAGAUGUCCCUAACUAUUAACCUUCUGAAAUAUGUUCAAAAAUCAUGUUUAACUGUAUAAGUGAAAAAUCCAACAACAGCAGUAGGAUUAUACAAUUUAACAUAACUUGUUGCCAUCAUCCACGUUAUUCUCACUUAGCAUAACAAUUUUGUCAGAGUUAGUGAGGGCUGUGAAAUCAUAGCUGGGAGAGUUUGAACAUGUUUGGCCUCUGAGGUAAGAAUAAGGUUUUAGCGUCAGGCUUCCAGCUGUGGUUUGGACGUUGUUUAGCCUUUUCUGAAGUCAUAAAUUUUGUUUUUUCAUCCUCA
Molecule: messenger RNA, 3090 nt
Organism: Plectropomus leopardus (leopard coralgrouper)
Lineage: Eukaryota; Metazoa; Chordata; Actinopteri; Perciformes; Serranidae
Source: RefSeq, a predicted model, not a curated record